UUAUUUUAUAGCCGCUUGCAAAAAAAUGUCUUGUCUAGCUUGUCAGUGACGCUUUACUGAUCUUUAUAACAUAAUUUUUAUUUUUAUUUUGUUCCCAUUGCUAUUUAUAUAUUUCUUUUUCUUUUCUGUUUUGAAGUCGAAAACAAAUCGUUCUUGUGGCAUUUGUUAUCAUCAUAAUGGUAUUGGAUAAGAUUCUCGACACUCUGUAUAAUGCUUCGCCUAUUUCAUUGGGACUGGCAUUGUCAUUAGUUUUACUUACAAUUGUAUUCAUCGCUCUUAGAAGAAGAAAUCUACCACCAGGACCUACUGGUCUCCCGUACUUAGGAAUGUACCCAUUUCUCAGCAAUGAAAACAUUGCUGUGAAACUGGAUGAAAUGAAAAUUAAGUAUGGAGAUGUUUUCAGCUUUACGAUUACUGGAAGACUGUUCAUAAAUCUGGGAAGUAUCAAAGCUGUACGUGAGGCACAUAUUACAAAAUCAGACUGCUUUGGUGGACGAUUACCUGGUUCCAGUUUGCUGGAGAUAUUUUUUGAAAAUGGUGUUGGUUUUACUAAAGGAGAAGCUUGGAAAGUACUUCGCAAAUUCUUCAUAAGAGUUUUAAAAGAACGUACAGCAAUAUCAGAGAAGAACAGCAUGAUCGGUCCUGUGUAUGACUCCAUAAAAUCUACUAUCAUCGACUUGAAAGAGGAGAAGGGAAAACCUCUGAACUUGAUAGAGCUUUUGACCACCAAAUGUACCACCAAUCUCCGCCUCAUGCUCUUUAGUGAAGUUGGGGCUUCGGAGGAACAGAUGAAGAAAAUCAUGGAGUUGUAUGCUGAAGAGUUAGAAGGCUUUAUGCCACUGAAUUUGCUUUUAAGUGGAAGCAUUAUGAGAUUCCUUUUCCCUUUGCAACCUGCUUUUCGUAAGGCUCUGAAAUCUCACAGAAAGAUUGAAGAAAUCCUGUUUGAUAUUGUCAAAGAACAUAAAUCAACAUAUGAUGAAGAGAACAUAAGAGAUAUAAUCGAUGAUUAUUUCAAAGAAAGAGAUUUGAAACGAUCCAAAGCAGAUCCCACAGCCGAAUAUUUUACUGAUGUGGCUUUAGUGCAGUCUCUUACCCAGUUUGUGAGCGAUGGUGUGCUGUCUAUUGCUUCCGCCAUCAGUAUACUCAUGAAAUUCCUCAUUGAAAGACCUGAAGAACAAGAAAAAAUAUACAAAGAAAUCAUUGAAGUCGUUGGUACCGACAGACAACCGACAGUUGAGGAUAAGAGCAAGCUUACCAAACUGAAUGCCUUUAUUUCUGAAGGGAUGAGAGUUUCGAAUGCAUUUCCUAUCUUCCCUGGUGUCGAAUGUAUAAAGGAGACAACUUUAAAUGGCUACAGGAUACCCAAGGGCGCGGUCACAGUGACAAACUUCUACAGCUGUCACGCUGAUCCUGAAGUAUAUGAGGAGCCGGAAAAAUUCAAUCCCUCCAGAUUUGUGUCAACGGAAGAGAAGCGCAGAGAAGAGCUACCAAUUACUUUCGGAGUUGGAAAGAGAGCAUGUAUCGGAGAAGGUUAUACAAUGAUACAAUCCUUCCUAUUUCUGGCAACUGUUAUUCAAAAUUUUGAACUUAAGUUUCCGGAGGAUAUGACUGCAUCUGCUCAAGAAGUUUUCAUGUCUGGAAAGCUGCCGGUUUGUGCUCAUCCAAGGAGUCACCUUUAAUGUUUAGUGGUGGAAAAAAGGAACUGAUUGAACUAUAAUAAUGACAUAUUUGUAUAACAAAGCUUGGCUAAUCAGUUCAGUUUUGGGGAAAAUAACAGCUUAAUCAGGAAUACAACGAAAUUUAAUCGUUAUGAUUAAAGCAUUUGUUUAUUAUUAUUUGUGUAUUAUGAAUAUAUAUUUAAAUGUGAAUCUGUUCGCCAUUUCAGACAUUUAUGUAGCUCAACUAUUUUUUUUAUUAUUAUUAAAACUGAAUCUUACGAAUGCUUUUUGUUAAAUAAAUGAACGAAUUUUU
This is a messenger RNA of Argiope bruennichi, 1971 nucleotides long. Its product is annotated as cytochrome P450 2A9-like. The transcript is spliced from 7 exons. The record is from RefSeq and is a predicted model, not a curated record. Gene Ontology annotation, molecular function: oxidoreductase activity, acting on paired donors, with incorporation or reduction of molecular oxygen, reduced flavin or flavoprotein as one donor, and incorporation of one atom of oxygen; iron ion binding; heme binding. Lineage: Eukaryota; Metazoa; Arthropoda; Arachnida; Araneae; Araneidae. Gene Ontology annotation, cellular component: cytoplasm; intracellular membrane-bounded organelle. Gene Ontology annotation, biological process: xenobiotic metabolic process. Bases 177 to 1679 code for a protein of 500 amino acids.